CUGCGAGGGACUGGAAAACUGGCACCUUGCAUAAAUGCCUGCGGAACUCAAACAGGAACAAAGCCCCAGUAACCAGACAUCAAUAGCGAUGAUGCAAGAGCCUCAAGAAAUGGUGGAAGAGACAGUUACUGUGGAGGAAGACCCAGGCACUCCCACUUCCCACGUGUCUAUUGUCACUUCUGAAGAUGGAACCACGAGGAGAACUGAAACCAAGGUUACCAAAAUGGUCAAAACAGUCACCACCAGAACAGUGCGUCAGGUGCCACUUGGGCCUGAUGGCCUGCCAUCAAUGGAUGGCUCGUCUCCCAUGGGCAGCUACACAGAUUCAAUAGACAGAAGGUACAUGAAGAAUGGGGAGCGGUACAUCACACCACAAGCAUCUUCCACGUUAACCAGAUCUUACAACAGCUACAACGAUUCUUACGCUGAAAGCCACGAAGGCCAGUAUCGCCCUUAUAUCAGCCAUGAUGGUUAUGGAGAUCUAUCUGAUAACUAUGGCAGCUUGUCUCGUGGUGUCAACUACCGUCCUCGCUAUGCCUAUGUGCCAGGAAACAGUUACAGGCCAGAUGAUGGUAGUUUCACCUUGCCAAGCAGAAGGGAUAACUACGGUCCUGUUGCUCAGCCUCAGGUGCCAGUGGGUAGCAACGUUGACUUGAACCGCUCCCAGCCAGAACGCUUCCAGCCAGAGCCCUAUGGACUGGAAGAUGAUAACCGCAGCCUUGGAGUAGAUGAUGAAGGAUACGAACUGGAUCCUGAUUACUCCACUGUAAACCGGAGGACGUCUGCAGGUGUGCCAGAGAGAGGAAGACCUCACAAAGGAAGGGGCUACGAUGACCCCAUCGAGACAGAGAUGGUUGAAGAGAGGAUCCCUUACCUUCAUGGUGGCUACGCAGCACCGCUGGCACAGCCAGAGAGAGGAAGCAUGGCUAGUAUUGACCGUCUGGGGAAGCGCUCCCCCUCUAUUGACAGCAUUCGUAAAGACCCCAGGUGGAGGGAUCCUGACCUCCCUGAAGUAAUUGCCAUGCUCAGCCACCCUAUUGAUCCAGUCAAGUCGAACGCCGCAGCCUACUUGCAGCACUUGUGCUACGAGAAUGAUAAAAUCAAAAAGGACGUGAGGCACCUUAAAGGGAUACCUAUCUUGGUGGGCCUACUUGAUCAUCCAAAGCCAGAGGUCCAUCGUAAAGCCUGUGGGGCGCUCAGAAACAUCUCCUAUGGGAAGGAUAAUGAAAACAAGGUGGCUAUAAAGAACUGUGAUGGAAUCCCUGCAUUGAUCAGACUAUUGCGAAAAACAAAUGACAUGGAAGUCAGAGAGCUAAUUACAGGCACCCUGUGGAACUUGUCCUCCUAUGAACCCCUGAAGAUGGUCAUCAUUAACCAUGGUCUGCAGACACUUACCAAUGAGGUGAUUAUACCCCAUUCAGGUUGGGAGAGUGAGCCGAACGAGGACUCUAAGCCUCGCGAUGCUGAAUGGACAACUGUCUUCAAGAACACUUCUGGUUGCUUACGGAAUGUAAGUUCAGAUGGAGCAGAAGCACGCAGAAGACUAAGAGAGUGUGAUGGCUUGGUGGAUGCCCUCCUUCAUGCUCUACAGUCUGCAGUUGGCAAGAAGGAUACAGACAAUAAGUCUGUGGAGAACUGCGUGUGCAUCAUGCGGAACCUUUCUUAUCACGUCCACAAAGAGGUCCCUGGAGCUGAUAAGUACCAAGAACUAGAUGCCAGUCAGACUACAAGCACAGGAGGCUCUCAGAAGAAGAAGAAAGAUGAUGCUGGUUGUUUUGGUGGGAAAAAAGCUAAAGGAAAGAAGAAUGGAGAUUUGGACAGGAAUUUUGAUACACUUGAUUUGCCUAAACGGUCUGAAGCCGCAAAAGGCUUUGAAUUACUGUACCAGCCAGAUGUGGUCCGACUGUACCUCUCCAUCCUCACUGAAAGUCAGAACUUCAACACUCUGGAAGCUGCAGCGGGGGCUUUGCAGAAUCUCAGUGCUGGCAACUGGACAUGGUCCACGUACAUCCGUGCAACAGUGCGGAAGGAGAGAGGCUUACCAGUGCUUGUGGAGCUGCUCCAGUCCGACUCUGACAAGGUUGUGAGGGCUGUGUCAAUUGCCCUGAGAAACCUUUCUAUGGAUCGUCGCAAUAAAGAUCUUAUAGGUAGUUAUGCCAUGGGUGAGCUGGUAAGAAAUUUGCCCAGCAGGCAGCAAAGAUCUGCAAAGAACCUGGAAGAGGAUACAGUGGUUGCGGUGUUGAAUACCAUCCAUGAAAUCAUUACUGACAGCUCAGAAAAUGCAAGGUCUCUGAUCCAGACGCAGGGCAUUCAGAAGCUGGUAGCUAUCAGCAAGUCAAGCCAGUCUCCCAGAGAAACAAAAGCAGCAUCUCACGUUCUUCAGAUGAUCUGGAGCUAUAAAGAACUACGAAAUGCCCUGCAGAAGGAUGGGUGGAACAAAUCACACUUCCAGUCUGUUUCUGCAACUCCAAAGGGUUCCAAAGGUACUGCUGGCAGGUCUGGCUACGACGACAGCACUUUGCCUCUGGUGGAUAAAAGUCAAGAUAACGAGAAGGCUGGGAGUCGUGAUAUGAUACCUAUGGAUGAACUUGGCCCAGAUGGGUACUCCACCAUCGAUCACCGGGACAAGGAGCGCAAAUACAAGACCAGUGAUAACACAGGGGAUGCCUCGGAGAAAGAACCUUUAAAAGGCUAGAGUCCAACCACAUUUUUUUUAAUUGAGGGGGAGAAACAAACAUUGAAUCGACACAGACGAUCUCAUCAGUCACCACUGCCAUUCAGAUUUGGAGGGCGCUGCAUCACUGACCAGGCUGCAGAUUCUAGGAGGAUGUGGGGAGAAAACACAACUGACUGCCAUUGCCGACCCCGGAGCACCAUGCCUUACAGCGAGACAAUUUGCUUUUUAACUCAGUUAGAUUCCCACCAGAAAUAGCCACCACCUCCCCCUCCCUCCCACUCCUGCAAGAAGAAAGCAAGCAAGAAAAGAGAACCCAAGCUUCCAUCUAGCUGGCUGCGUUCUUAGGUGACUCUUACGUGUGGAUGGUGCCAAGUAGAUGAGAAGUGAAGUUCAUGCAAAGAAGACAGCUUCACAAGUGAAAGAGAAACUGCAGAAUAUUUGAAAUAAUAUCGUAGAUGUAGCCAUGAAGAUAAUAGCACUUUUCUGGUUUGGGGCUCAUUGUUUUGGGUUUUGUUUUGGGGGAUUUCUUUUGAACUGUGAAUCUAACAUUUUUAAAGGCUUUUUGAAAAUUGUUUAGGUUUUCUUUAUUAUUUCCACAGAAAGUGCAGGAAUGUUGAGUGAGUUAAUUGGAUUUCAAUGAAGGGAGAAAAUGCAGAACAAAAACUAUUAAACGCUGGUCAAAUGAACUGGAGAGUGGGUGACAAAAUUGAUGCAAGCUGUAUAAUCUGCUUUUAGAGUAAGCUAUAUCAAUCACAGUGCUAUAUUAUCAUUAUAAUCUGGUGUACAAUACUUCUGCCUUUUGAAUUCUGUAAUGGCUCUGUUUUUAUUUCUGCAUAUUGAAAAGCAGUUUAUUUUGAAGGUUUCAGUGUCCCUGGUUCAGAACUCUGUGCUGAGAAAUGGAGUUGGCUGGCUUUUUAUUUUCUUGUUCUCAAAGAUUGCAAUAAGGAGCUUUUACAUUUUAAACGUACCAGUCUUGCAUUGAUGAUGAUUAACAAUUUCUUUUGCCGUAGCUGUUAACACAUUGGAGGAAAAUAGGAGCUGUUUUGUAGGAUGUCUUGUUUUGAACGCGCUAUAAAUUUUAGAUGGGUCUGUCACUUAUAUCUGAUGGUAAAUUUAUCACUGUUGGAUCCAUGUUUGCUUUGGGCUAUAGAUCCUGAUGAAAAAUGCCACAAAGGGAACUGGUUUGGCGUUUUUAAAUCAUCAUCAUCAUGAUUUCUGUGUUCCUUUGGUUUUGUUUUGAGAUUAUAUUUUUCAUUUGGUGUGAAAAUCACCCAUGUGCAACGGUUCUCCUCUAAGAUGCCACAGCCUGCUUUGUGUAAGGGGGAAUUUUUACCUCACGAGAACAUACUCUGCAUAUAUGGUAUCUGGUAAUGCCGUGAACUAAAUGACUUCAGAUCACUGAUUUUCUGCAGGCUUGGUCAAGGGAGGGCAGCAGAUGACAAUAGGAAGCAAACGUCUCACUAGCAGCGUCAGAGGACUUGCUGAUUUUAUUUGGUUGCCACUGUUCUUUGAUUGCCACAUUUAGUUUUAAACAAGCUCCUAAAAACAGUAUGACUGGAAAGCACAUUUUUGAAUCUAGCAAACAUCAUUUGCAGUUUUCAGUGCCUGCCGUUUCCUUUGUCAUUAAAAAGGGGGGAAAUAUCCAACAACCUCACCUCCCCCAAAAUAUUACUGUAAUAAUAAACAUCUAAAAUUUUUGUAAAAAAAAUUUUAAAACUUUAAAAAAAAAAAGCAAGUACCAAGAGCUUUGUAUCUUCUUGAGUAUAUUAAAAAUUUGACAUGAAUACAUAUAUAUAAAUAAAUAAAUCUAUAUAUCUAUAUAUAUAUAUUGUUGUGCAGAGGAUAGGUUAACAAACCCAUGUAAAGUAGUUUGCAGGAGAGGGAAGCAUUUGUUGAUUCAGGGAAAAAGACUGAUGCCAGAAGCUGUCAGUGGUUUGGAUGAUACAUGUGCUCCUUCACACCCUCCCUUUUUGACCCUCAUCUUCCACGUACGUUGCAGUGGUCGCUUCUGGAUCCUGGGGAAGGUGAAGUUGCUUGGAGCAAAUUAAGAUAGCAAAGGUUUGUUUUUUCAUCUGCAUGAGAGUCCUGUUGGGCCAGAGAUGCUCAGCAGAUCAAGGGAAGCAAAGAGAUACAUCUGUGAUUAUCUGCAUUUGUGUCGGGGCAGUGUCUCUCUACGUGUAGACAUAAAGUGUGGCAAUGAAACCAGAUACAUAGUCUGACUGUAUAUUAUAUCAAUGGUGCUCUUUUCAUACUUGUUCUGCCAAUACGCGGAGACCCUUUUAACCAAGCUACACAGAAGAGUUUUAUAUCACUUUUGGUUAUGUACUUGGUGUAUUCUUUUUGUAUAUGAAAGGAUUUUUUAAAAACGUUCAGUAAUUAGCAAUGGAACCUGCUUUGUAGCUGAUUAGAACAGUGUAAGAGAAGGGCCGUGCUGUCAGUCUGUCCCUGAUCUACUUCAAACCAUAUAUUUACCAAAGGAGUCUGAGCAAAAGUUCACUUAAAAUAAAGACCUGACUGUUGAAAGGAGUCUCUGCUAAGACUUUGUGAUUUAGUUAUUGUACAGAUAUUUCAAAGCCAGCAAGAGGUUAACAAAGAAAACUGCAGGAAGGGGGAAGUGAAGUGACUAGGGGCCAGUUACGUCCAUGACUUUCUAUCCCAGAUGUCCCAUGGCUCUCCGUAGGGCACUACAGGGACACUCAACAUCUGGAUUGGAAUCUACUUCGGACUAGAAACACCGAGGAGUGUUUGAGAAACAAAUUCAGACCCUAUCCCACUUUCCCCCCAAAAUCCUUUUCAUAUUUACACUGCAUCCUGCGAUAGGCAAACCUCCCUGUCAGGUUAGAUGGCAUUGGCUGCCCAGGGUCAUUGUAGCAAACUGUUCUUUGUUUUCCUGGGGAUAAGCGUUCAUGGCAGCCAGCAUAGUUGUGAGCUGACAACAUGGUUUAUUGCUGCAGAAAAGCAAAGGAUGGUACAUCAAGAAGUCAGAUACCAAGUCCAUGGGCCAAGACUUCCCCUGGGAAUCACAUGUCUUACCCCUGCCCUUCCCAUGCCUUACAAUAACAACGAAUUCCCAAGUAUGUAGCAAUAACCCAUCAUUUACGUUACUGUGGUUUUUUUCUUCUCGCCAAACUGUUGUUUGGAUAUUGAGGAAGGAAAACGGAUUGGGGCAUGACUUGCAUAUGAGACUGUCGCCUCGUAUUAUCAGCCCACCAGCUGAAGUCCAAAGCAAGAUACUUUGAACCAGGCCUGGUGAUUUAACGUCCUUUUUCUCUAUGGCCACAAGCUCGGUGGUGGGAUGUGUGCCCACACCUGCCCUUACCUCUCCCCUUGUUGGCGCAAGUGUGACUGGCUGUUUGAGCUGUUCUGGGAUGUGGGUGGAUGAACCUGUAAUUGUUGUAUUUUGGCAGCAGGGACUGUAUGUAAAGAAGGGAAAGUGGCAGUGUGUGUGACUAAAGCUACAGUAGGGUCUAGAGUCUCCUGCUAAAAGGCAGGCAGUGCUUUUUAGGGCUCAGGUAUGCGACCUCCUCUUUUCCUUUUGGCUCCACUGUGAAAACUGGAGGGAAUCUGCCUGCAAAGGGCUGGGGUAGAAGAGAUUUCUACCUGCAGAAAUUCUAGUGGGAGGGAUGGUUGUGGAAGGAAGCGAUGGUGUUGCAAGACUCCUGCUCAAGAGGAGGAAGUUUGAUGGCCCAGUGAGGGCUGAGAUAACAGGGGAGAAGGAGACUUUGGAUGGCAUGUAAUUACUGCAGAACUUUCUUCCCAGGGGUGUGGCUUGAACAUCUCCCAGGCAUCUUCACUCAGCUGUGGAGGUUUUAAAAAAACACAUUGUGUGUCAAGACUCCCCUGGAGAAGCAUCAAGUGUGGUUGUUGAGUGAGAGCAAUUGUACUUGUGCUUACAGCCUCCCAAGUUGGUCUGUCUGGAGAAUCUGAGGAGGAGAGUGGAAGGGCAAGGCUUUAGGACAUUCUGACUUAAAGUUAAGUAGCAAUUUAGCCAUAAGUGUAACUUGACGACUCAAGAGGUGGUGUCAGCUUGAAAGGCUCCCCUGAGAACAGCUUGGACAGCCACAGGACCUGAUCUUCAGUGUCGUCUGGGCCAAACACCUGCCUAUCCUAGUCCUACUCUUGUGCGCUCAGACAUGCCGAUUCUUGAGUGCGUCUGUAUCAGGAAAGCAAAUCUUGUCUCUGUUGCCAAGACAUUACAGAAGGGACUGACGUGGGGACUAGGAACUGACUUGCUGUAAGUGACAUGUCAAGAAAGCAGGAGGUGGCACAUUUGUUACAGCAGAGUAGUAAGUUCUUGGCAGCUCUGAGGAGCGGUUUUCAGUAAUGCUUUCUAGCAUGCAAGGCUUAUGCUAGGCAAAGCAGUUUUCACUCCUAGAGCAGUUUCAUGAGAUUGAAGGUGGUGACUUACCUUCUGUUACUUGCCUUAAAGUUGAGCGUAUAGGCUCAGCUACCUGUGAAACCCUUCAAGCAAGCAAAGCUUCAGAAGCCAAAUGGGCACAUUAGAGUGGUUAUAGAUAGCCUCUUCUGCUGUCCGACUGCCCACUCAGUGAAGACUACAGUGUGCCAAUAACUUCAGCCACCAUUUUUGUGCUGUUGGGGUGGAGUUGGGCUCUCACAGUUUUUGAAGGUGUUUAUACAGGCAUAGUUUCUUGCAAAAUUUGUUUUGAUGCCCCUAAAAUCUGGUGUUUCCUUAUCUUUGGCAGAGAAAUUCUCUGAUUUAUUGGUACAAUAACUAAUCUAGUGCAUUUAAGGGGAAGGUAUUAUGAACCUUUUUUUUCUGUCUUACCCCUUUUACAUCAGGGUAGGAUGUUCCGAAGUCCAAGGUGAGGAGGAAGAUAGCGCAGCUACUACAAGGUCUGCCAAUCUGGUUCUUACUGUUCAGAAAAACAAAAUAACUAGACUAAGAAGCUUACUGGUAAUUAGUAGCUAAUGUGUUUGUAACUAUCAUGUGCCUUAAAAUUUUCAUGGUAGGAAAAUUAAAAAAAAAUCAACAAUGUGUUUUCUGUAAUACUGCUCAACAUUCUCUCUGUAGUUUAGACUGGUGGGAUUUUGCAUUGUAUUUACACUGUACUAUAAACUGAAACACUUAGAAUGGUUUGAUUUUACAAGUAUGGAGAGGAAAAAAAAGGUGGAUUAUGCUUUUCAUAGAACAAAUGUUACCAUGACAGAAUGUAUUAUUAUUAUAGGAUCUUUCCAUAAUGCAGACAAGUAGAAUGCUUGUUAGAAACCAGGUAUGUAGGAUAACAAUUUGGUGUGUUUUCAAUAAACCAUGCCUGGAA
Molecule: messenger RNA, 7956 nt
Organism: Gavia stellata (red-throated loon)
Lineage: Eukaryota; Metazoa; Chordata; Aves; Gaviiformes; Gaviidae
Gene: ARVCF
Product: ARVCF delta catenin family member
Exons: 16
Coding region: 35-2695 (886 amino acids)
Biological process (GO): cell-cell junction assembly; cell-cell adhesion
Cellular component (GO): plasma membrane; cytoplasm; nucleus
Molecular function (GO): cadherin binding
Source: RefSeq, a predicted model, not a curated record